This is a messenger RNA of Meriones unguiculatus (Mongolian gerbil), 9193 nucleotides long. RefSeq names its product PBX/knotted 1 homeobox 2 (gene Pknox2). Lineage: Eukaryota; Metazoa; Chordata; Mammalia; Rodentia; Muridae. The coding region runs from base 500 to 1924 and encodes 474 amino acids. Gene Ontology annotation, molecular function: DNA-binding transcription factor activity, RNA polymerase II-specific; RNA polymerase II cis-regulatory region sequence-specific DNA binding. The transcript is spliced from 14 exons. Gene Ontology annotation, biological process: regulation of transcription by RNA polymerase II. The record is from RefSeq and is a predicted model, not a curated record.
GGGGGAGGGUGUCCGGGGGGCGGGUCCCUGUGCCGCUGACGUCCCAAGCAGUGCUGGGAAGUAUAGGCUGUGUUGUCACGCCGGUGUCAGUCUGAUGAAGAUUGGCAUCAGGUGGAGCCUGGAACACGACUUUAAGGCUUUCUGUCCUCCAUGCUGCUCACUAGAAAAGGAGCCCUGAACUGUCCCCGGGGGUGUGCUUUUGCUCCACAACAACAACCAUGAUGGAUUGUAGUGCCUGAUACAGCCAAGACACAAGAAAUAGCAUCAUCAGAAAACCAACUUAAGCCUGGCCUGAUUUAGUGCAGAGAAAAUGACAGCUGUUGUGCUCGGCUGGCUUCCACCCAGGAGAAGGCUAUUUUUUUGCAAAUAAAAUGGUACUCUCUCUGGAGCUGACUAGAAGUCUCUGGCCCUGCUGGAAGUGAGAAGAAGGGGCAAGCCCCCUGAAGACCAUCCCAGAAGCAGUGGGAACACCCAACAAUCCUCCAUGUGAAUCAAUCCCAUGAUGCAACAUGCCUCCCCAGCCCCAGCUCUGACAAUGAUGGCCACGCAGAAUGUCCCUCCCCCACCCUACCAGGACAGCCCCCAGAUGACAGCAACUACCCAGCCACCUUCCAAGGCCCAGGCUGUCCACAUCUCAGCACCUUCAGCUACCACCAGCACACCUGUGCCCAGUGCCCCCAUUGACCCCCAGGCCCAGCUGGAGGCCGACAAGAGAGCUGUGUACAGGCACCCUCUUUUCCCGCUCCUGACGCUGCUGUUUGAGAAAUGUGAGCAGGCCACCCAGGGCUCUGAGUGCAUCACCUCCGCCAGCUUUGAUGUGGACAUCGAGAACUUUGUCCACCAGCAGGAGCAGGAACACAAACCCUUCUUCAGCGAUGACCCAGAACUGGACAAUCUGAUGGUGAAGGCAAUCCAGGUCCUGAGGAUCCACCUGCUAGAGUUGGAGAAAGUCAAUGAACUCUGCAAGGACUUUUGCAACCGUUACAUCACCUGCCUCAAAACCAAGAUGCACAGUGAUAACCUGCUCAGGAAUGACCUCGGGGGGCCCUACUCCCCUAACCAGCCCUCCAUAAACCUUCACUCACAGGACCUCCUGCAGAAUUCCCCCAAUUCCAUGUCUGGAGUCUCCAAUAACCCCCAGGGGAUUGUGGUCCCAGCCUCAGCACUCCAGCAGGGCAACAUCGCCAUGACAACCGUCAACUCACAAGUCGUGUCAGGUGGAGCCUUAUAUCAACCGGUUACCAUGGUAACCUCCCAGGGUCAGGUGGUCACCCAAGCAAUCCCCCAGGGAGCCAUCCAGAUCCAGAAUACACAGGUUAACCUUGACCUCACCUCCCUCCUGGACAAUGAGGAUAAGAAGUCCAAGAACAAACGAGGAGUCUUGCCCAAGCAUGCCACCAAUAUAAUGCGUUCUUGGCUUUUCCAGCAUCUCAUGCACCCCUACCCCACAGAGGAUGAGAAGAGGCAGAUUGCAGCCCAGACAAACCUCACCCUCCUGCAAGUAAACAACUGGUUCAUCAACGCCCGGAGACGCAUCCUGCAGCCCAUGCUCGAUGCCAGCAACCCAGAUCCUGCUCCCAAAGCCAAGAAAAUCAAGUCUCAGCACCGGCCCACCCAAAGAUUCUGGCCCAAUUCUAUUGCCGCUGGGGUCCUGCAGCAGCAGGGCGGCGCCGCAGGGACGAAUCCUGAUGGUUCCAUCAACUUGGACAACCUGCAGUCCCUAUCCUCAGACAAUGCUACCAUGGCUAUGCAGCAGGCUAUGAUGGCUGCACAUGAUGACUCAUUGGAUGGGACAGAAGAAGAGGAUGAAGAUGAUAUGGAGGAGGAAGAAGAGGAGGAGGAGGAGCUAGAGGAGGAGGCUGAUGAGCUGCAGACAACGAAUGUCAGCGACCUGGGCUUGGAACACAGUGACUCCCUGGAGUAAUCAGGCAGCCCAGAUGGCACUGGUCCCAAGCGGAAAAGGAGUGUCAUCAGGAGGGUUCAGGGUGGGAGGGAGGGGAUAUGGGCAGGCAGCACUAAGAAAGUUGGGCCCUGGCUUCCCCGAAUCAUAGCUUAAAGAAAUGCGGAGGAGACACCCUGUUCCUUUCCAGUCACCACACUUCAGUGAAAACCUAGUCCCAGACCCUCAGACUGCAGAGCACUCCAUUGCUGGGGCCAGUCAAACUGCCUGUGAAGAAAGACAGAGUGAGAUCUGGACUCACCAAAUUCCUGAGGACAGAUGACACCCACGGCUCCACACGGAAAAGGACUUGAGUUGUUUACAAGCCCUGCCCUGUGAGGUGGACAGGUGCUGUUUGCAGAGUGGACCUUUGCUAAGGGGCAGACUUGGGAGGGAAGGAUGAAACAAGGGGGUCUAACAUUUUCCCCCAGGAGAAUCUGACCUCCCUUGAAAGACACUCAAGGACAGGAGGGAGCACAAGCGCAUCACCAGUGGCCAGAGGAGUAGGAGGGCCUGAGGCAACAUCACACACUACAGAUCAGAGUGGGACACGGACUGCACAGGGCUCCAGCUUGUCCUACCAGAGCCCUGGCUCUUGACUUAGGAGAGGGGGAAGGAAGCCAAAGAGACUCCUUCUGCCUCUCUUAGAAAUAUAUUGUUGGUGGGUCCAACCUGAAGAGGUGCAGAGCAACUCUCCAUCUGGGUCAGCUCUAGGACCAAGCAGAUGGCAGAACCUAGAUCAGGGGCCAUAUUAAGAUGACUUUGGGGACCGCGGCUGUCCCUAGGUGAUCAUGUGUCACGGCUCCUGUAACAAUAGGACCAUGGUAUCUUAGCCUAGACGCCCCCCCUACCCUCAGAUGGAGCUCUUCAGAUACCCCAGCCCCCUUCGUAAACCCAUAGAGUGGUGGGGCUGGGGGUUCUUCCCACUCCACAGGUCCCUGUGGUAGCCCUCUGCUCCCAAGCUGGCACCACCAGCCUCUAGCCUCCUUCUUCAUUCUAUUCUCCAGAGAAGGCAGAAGAAACAUUGGAAAGAAGUGUUAUCCCAAUGGGAAGCCGGGGUCUGAAGAAGGUGCUGAUGUGCACACACCAUUGUGCUCGGGGGGACUGGGGGCUCCUGGGAAGAGGCUUCCUAUCAUCUUCCCUCACAUACACCUUCUGAGCCCAAUUUAGAGGGCCCAUGAUUGGCACCCGCUCCUCCUGUCCCCUCCCACCCUAUGGCUGUGAAAGACAGGACUGGUCAUGUGUGUGUGUUCCAUUGGGUUUAAUGUGAUGGGUGUGCAGUUUCAUUGUAAAUGUGCAUUGGCCAUCUCCUUCAGUGGUAGGAUGUUUGUGGCUAUCUGGCUCAACCAGAGGGGAUCCUUGAGCCCUUCUGGGCCUUCUCCUCUACCUGGUUGGGUGGAGCAAAAGGAUAGUCACUUUUCUGAGGUCUCCCGGAAAUGAAUGUAUUUCUCCCCCCAAAAGAGCUGAUAUUUAAUGUUUUACUAGGGAUUUUUUGAGAAACAAAUAACCUUAUUUAUAAUCUGGGUGAUCCAAUCAUUUUUUUACUCCCUUUGAUGCCAUACAUAGAGGAAAAGCAAGCUUUUUUGGCGUGAGACUUUUACAACACGCAGUGGGAUAAAACAUAUUUCCUCUCCUGGUCCAUUUUUCUUGUUAAAAUACAUACGUUCACAGCUAACUUCUUCCACUCAGCACCGUGACAAGCACCGCACUCAGCACGAACAUGUGCCUACGUCUCCCUACCAGCCCCUUCCACCUGCCUAAUGUUAUGCAACCUCCCUCUGAUGUAUCCACCAAACCAGUACGAAUGUGGCCGCAAAGUUUUCAGUAAACCUUAUCACCUACUGAAAUGCUGGUGCAGAAUUCUCUCUUCCUGUGACUGCCUUAGAGGUCCCUAUGCCUUCAGUGGGACCCUGGGCCAGACAGAAACUGAAGGCCCAGCAUCUACCGUAUUGAAAAUGGCCUUGCUCAGAAAGGGACAGAGUCGAGGGCUUUGGGGGUGAUCUUUGUCAGCCUACUUGGAGGGAAAGAUGGUCCACUUUGGCACAUCUGCCUUUUGUGUGUCUAGCUCGAAGACGGUAGAGAGGGCAGAGGACGCUCUGCACUGCCCUCUCCUGACAGUUCUUCAUACUGCAGUCGCGACCUGACUUCCUCCUUUUCAGACCUUUCCCAUUGUUGCCCUAGGACUUUAGCGUUCAAGUGCCUCCACGGCCUACCCUUCACUCUCAUAUGCCGCCUUCAUUUGUUCUACAGGUGGGAAGUCCUGAAACCUGGAAGGAGGGAGGUGUCGCCCGAGCUGCAGCUUUGACCCUGGCGCUAUGUCCAGAGCAGGGCUGCCCCAGAAUCCCAGUUGCCAUCUUGCACUCCCUAGACUCAGGCCAAGGGAUGCAAAACACACUGCGGGAACUAUGUCCCAAAGAAAUUAGACUAGCAUAGUUCUGCUCCCCAGGGUUUUUUAAAAUCUGGGUGCCAUCCUUUCAACCAUGCUGCCAACUAAGGGUGUUUGUGGUGUGGGUGGUUGUGUUCUACAGAGGAGGCAGCAAGUGUUUUGCAUAAUCCAGAUGCUACCCAACUCAAAAAAAGAUGUCUCCUGUGCUAAUGACAGGAAGGGGAUACUGGAGGUGAAGGGGGCUGGAUUUCCUUAGCUCGAAACUAAACUCUGAUAUUUAGGGUCUAAAAAACUGUUCAGUUGAACUUCUGCCCCCGGUGCCCAGUCUAUCAGAAAGACCCUUUCAGGCUUGCAAAUCCCGCUGAAAGACAUGAAAUAAGCAUCCUUGACGCAGAAGCCCCUCUACUUGGGUAGGUAGGCCAGAGGACUGGCAGCCUGCAACCUGCUCAGUCUUAAUCCUAAUGGGCUCACUGUUGUUUCAGCGUCCACUUGUUAAACACCCACACCGUCCUAAGCUCUGUUCUACACAUCAAGGAUCCAGCUGUGGGCAGUGAAGCCCUUCCGGGAGUCUGCCCUCUGAAAGAGUGGGUUAGCGCCACAGUCUGAUCAUUUUGGGACAUCGACCUCUCGCUUCACCGCUCAGUGCUGCCAACCAGAGCUGCUCAGGUCAAGAGUGAUGUUGAGAUAACAUUCUACUCACAGACGUGUUCUGCUCAGACCGGUUGCUCUUAAGAUUUUUGCACCAACAUGUAGAAGUUGGAAGAUUGCACCUUUAAACAAAUAAGAUUCCUAGUCUGUUCUGAAAGUCAGUCAAUUUGGGACCUACAUUCCUGCAUGAUCAUGACUGAAUAACUCCUGCCCUGAAAUUCACGCUUCAAGUUAUGAUACACCCCAGGGUUGUGGUAGCCCAGCGCCGAGGCUGAGCUGGGCUGCAGUUAUGCUGGGACUGUCCCUAGUUGUUCUAUUCUCUCUGAUAUCUAAGUGCAUUAGAGUGUUUUGUUUAGGGUGUUUCAGUUUGGUUUGGUUUGGUUUGAUGGUAUCAGGGCCUUAAAAAUGCUAGGCAAAUGUCCUACCACUGAGCUACAUCCCAACUCUUUCUCUCUCUGUGUGUUUAACUUUUGUUUUUCUCAGUCUCACUAAGGGGCCUAGGCUGACUUUGAACUUGCAUCUUUAAUUUGUGAUCCACUUGCCUCAUCUUUCCAAGUAGCUGGAAUCACAGGCCUAUAUCACCAGGCCCAGUUUGUACUAUUUUUUUGGGAAUUGGCGGGGAGGGUGUUUUUUUGCUGCGUGGCACAGGCUGGACUGGAACUAGUUAUGUAUAGUCCCAGGCUAGCCCCAAACUCACUGUGCAGUAUAGGCAACCUUUACCUCUUCAUCCUCCUAUCUCAGACUCUAGUACCGAGAUUAAAGAUAUGCACUACUGUGCAGAGCUAAAUGGGUGUUUAUAAGAAGGGAAGUGUUUCUUGAAACCCAAAAGCAAGGUGGUCCAAAAGGACUCUGCCUUGGAAACAAAACACUGGAGAGACUAUAUUUGUGGAAAUGUGGACAGUCCCGCCUUUUCUUGCACUUUAUACCUACGUCACACUCAGACACCUUCACUCAUGUGUCUCACCUGCCAUUCUGGCCUUGAGAGGUAACGGAGGGACCAUGAGCAGUGUUUCCUCAGCAGCACUGGUCGUAGAAAAUAGACUACAGGAGGCUUUGUGAUGAUUCAGCCUAACCAUCUGCAUUGGAUUCCUGGGGCUCACAUGGCGGAAAGUGUGUGCUGAGACCUUCAAGUUGUCCUCUGACCUCCACACGCAUGCUUUGGCAUAUGUGCCUCCCACACAAAUAAAUAUUAAAAAAAAAAAAAGAAAGAAAGAAAGAAAGCAGAUUUCAGAGCGGGGCAUGUGCACACACCUGUGAUCCAAGCGCCUGGGAGAUAGAAGCAGGAGGAUGGAAGAGUUUGAGACCAGUUUGGGCUAUAUGAAGAGACUCCACCUAGAAAGGGGGGAGAAAGGGAACGAGAAGGGAAGGGAGGGGAGGACAGAGGAGAGGAAUCUUCAGCUCCUCUUUUAAGUUCCUUCCUACAUAGCUUCCAUCCUUCUUUUUUCCAUAUGGGCUCCAACCUCAAAGCCAAUCAUCCAUUCGUUAAGCUUUCGUAGGUGACUACCAUGUACAGCAGCCAGCUUGGGUCAAAGAACAAGUCAGCUUCACAGGCCAGGGAAUAAGUACCCAGGACAGCAGACAGUGCUGACUGCAUCAUGCUGUGUGCUCCUUGGCAUCUUAUUUCUAGCCCACAAACGAGGCAAGUUUUAUUACACCACUUUCAAGUGUAUCUUCUACUUUUAUAUUUCUCAGCCUCUCUCUGGGCCGAUCUCAUUUAGCCCCUUUGCAAAUUAAAUGCAUCUCAUUAAACGGAACCCAUUUAGGACAAUGCCCUUCAGGUGUGUGCAUCUUUGUACAUCUUUCAUUUUAAGGCAAGUGUUUGAUUUAUUUUCAUCUCAUUAAACUCUUUAAAAUUAUGUGCAUCUCAUUACACUCAGCCCAUGCGAUGACUUAUUUCAGGUGUAGACAUUACACCCAGAAUUACCAGGCAAGAAUAUGAUUUCUUUUUGUUUCAUUACAAGCCUUACAAUUUAUGUACAUCUCAUUACAAUCAGCCAUUUAAGACAAUUCCCUUCAGUUGUAUGGCUCUCAUUAUACCUUUUCAUUUUCUGAUUUUUUUUUCAUGUUAUUUAUUCAGAGAACUCACUUCAGGUGUGUGUGUGCCUCAUCGUCACCUGUUAUUCGUGUGAAUUUCUGAGUGGUUGUUCACAUCAUUGCAUUGUAAAAUGUUUAUUCUAUCAAAAUUCUUGAAGGCCAGAUAUGCCAUCUUAGGGGCCUCUUAUGGUGGCACAGACAGAAAGGUUUAGUCAGGACUCUGCCAGUAAUUCCCCUUAUUACACAGAGACCAUCAAAAUCAAUGAACUGUCCUCAUUUUCACACUGAGGAGGUAGGUGUUAUCUAAACUCCCUUUUGCUUGAUAUCCAUGAAACUGCAAUGCUGUAGAUGAUGGCUCAACAGUUCUUGGCUUCUCCUGAAGAUGCUGCACAGAUACCCACCCAAGCUGAGGAAUUAGAUGAGCACUACAAUCCAGCUCUCAGCAUCUAGAAGGCCACAUCCAUCCAUCUGUCCACCCACCCUUCAAUCCAGUUACUGGGGGUGGAACCUGAGCUCCGUCUCUAGGCACAUGCUUUACCACUGAGCUACACCCACAACUCAUGCUCUCAUUUAGGCUGAAUGGAGUGUGUAUCCUGGGGACACCAUUGGAAUCUCCCCAGCUCCCUCCAGCCUACUAGCUUUUGAUAUCUCCUCCAACCCUAUCCUGGGGAUUCUCAGCUGGAGUCCACCUUAGAAUUGCUCAGCAGGAGUUCCAGAGUUGCAAAUAAAAAUAUUUCUGAGUCUGGAUCUGGAGGUGCAUGAUCAACAGCACCUCUGAGAUUCUCAACUUCUAAACUUGAUUCACAAAAGAAUCUUCAGGGUGGCCACUUGAAGCUGAAAAUGCCGGAUGCUCUCAGCAUUGUCCUACCAAGUUUGUGUUUGCAACUCAACAGGAGUCAAAGUGAAUAAACAAACUCCCAGACAGGGACCUGUGGGUCAGUGAACCAGCUCACCCAUGGCAUAUACAAAUCUCAGGUCUGCACACUGAGCAUCAUUUCUCUUCCCCCUCACAGUGCCCAUUGCCUUCCAGGGCCAGGAAUGCCAUUUCACUACACCGAGACAGCACAUCCGUUCUCCACCCCAGAUGUGAGAGUUGAGGAGGGAGGAGUUAAGAGCGCAGGUGCGGAGAGGUUGCCUGACUCUGGGGCUCACCUGCUACAGGAGAGCUUCCCCGCAGAGAGUGUCUCGAAUUCAGCUCCAGUCUCCAGUUGUUCCACCCAGAUCCUGACACCGGACCCUAACUCAGGCAGCAGCCCCAAGGAACUCUGGGCUGCUUUGUCUGCUUCCUUCUCUGUCAUUCCACCUGUCUCCUCUGCCAGUGAGAAUAGAACCUAUUCUCUAAGCUCAGAAUAACUCUGACUUGACACCCCUCCUCUUCUUCCACUUCUUGGACUGAACCUGCUGAGGCAUCAAAAUGCAUGCACCUCCUGCCUGCUGUUUCAUCUCCUUGUCCCCAAACCUGGGGAACUAGAAGUUCCACAAUCAGCACCCAGGCCUCCCUGACCUCUCACCGAGCAGGCUUUAACAUGGAUAGAGCUGGGCACCAUUGCUCAAACCUGUAAUUCCAGCACUUAGGAGACAUAGGCAGGAGGAUCCGUAAUUCAAUGACAGCCUUGGUUACAUAGAAACUUUGAGGUUAGCUUGGACUACAUGAGGCCAUAUCUCAAAAAAAUAAAAAGAAAAAAAAAUAAUAACAGAACAAAACCAAUUAAAAAUUAGUUUUUAGCCAGGCAUGGUGUUAUACACCUUCAAUUCCAGAGGCAGAGGCAGAGGCAGUGAGAUUCUGUGAAUUCAAGACCAGCCUACUCUAUAUAAUAAGUUCCAGGCCAGCCAGACCCACAUGGAAAUUAGUUUUUAGGUUGAGAGUGUGGCUCAGUGGAAGAGCAAAUGUUUAGCAUGAGCUCAAUCCCAGCCUGAAAAUAAAGUUAUUUAACACGAUAUGUAGUGCAGCUAAGAUGUGAGUCCAGGGUCAAACCCAUACUCUUUUUAUGAGACAAUCUGCCUCCCUAAACCUUGGCUUGACCAGAACCAGCAGCCUUUGGGGCUAAGGGAGGAGACUUUUCAUCUCUGAAGUCCAAGGAAGUGUUUGCCUCCUUGAACAUGCCCUCACCUGUCCCCUCCAAAGGGCCAGGGAUGACACAUCACUUAAAGAUGUUGGCUGCACCCUCCAUCUGCUGUCCUGCAGC